Symbiodinium natans is the source of this 1584-nucleotide messenger RNA. Lineage: Eukaryota; Dinophyceae; Suessiales; Symbiodiniaceae. The record is from the annotation of a GenBank genome assembly.
AUGGCGCAUGUCUCUCAGCUGAAUCGGCCCGCCAACGCGGCGGGGCCUGUGGUCGCCAUCUUCAACGUGCCGCUGAUCGGCCACGUGAACCCCACCUUCGCGUUGGUGCAAGAACUCCGAAAGCGCAGCUGCAGGGUGCACUACUUCCUGCCACCCGUUGCCCCGAUCCGCGACGCUGCCGUCGAGUCCGGGGCGGUCGUGGAAGGCCUUCUCCCAGAGGAUCCGGCAGACUUCGAGAUGGACAAGUGUUGCGUCGACGGGCUGUACCCCAAACACAUUUCGGAGGAGGACCGGGCCCUUUAUCCUGUCUGGAACCUCAGCACCAUCCUCAAGUGUGGGGAGUACGUCCUCGAGCGUUGUCGCCAGAUUGGCGUCAGGGUUGUCCUCUACGACCCCUUCGUGCCCCUGGGGAUCGUCGUGGCCAGGAGGCUUGGGAUCCCGUGCGCUUCCUUGGUCACGUAUCCCGGCAUGGGGAGCCUGAGAGACAUGCUCUCCUUGAUGGAGGCUGAGGGCCGGCUCGACGUGUUUGCGGAGGUCCGCAAACCGUAUGGCAAAGCCAUCCGGGACAAGUUUGGCGUGGACCUGUCUUGCCAUCUCCUGACCCGGCGCCAGUACUUCGCGAAGACAAACUUUGUUGCCACUUGUGAGGAUCUGGUCGCCGAGUUGCCGGCGCCCGGCGAGCAGAAGUGGGCCGACGAACUGCGCGCCAACUUCAGCUUCACCGCAGUCGGCUGCCUGGUUAGCAGCUCCGCGCCUCAUGUCAGCACGGUGGGUGCGCUUCCAGCGCACGGUGCCGGCUCUGCCAAGAGCUUUGGCAACUCUCUGCCCACUGCAGAGCUGAUGGAUCACUUGGCGGAGGGUCGGAAGAUCAUUUAUGCGUCCCUGGGCACGAUGGCGCUGUUAGAUCGGUGGAGUAUCGACCUCGGCCGACUCAGCGGAUGCAACCUGCCCCUGGGAACCACCGGCAAGGCUUUCUGCCAACACGUGUGGAAGGCUCUCUUAGCAGCCUUGGAGGAACUUGGCGACGAUUACUUCUGUGUGCUACCGGUGGGCAAGCAGCCAGAUGCGUUGGACUUCCUUGGCAGCAGUAAAGAAGAGAUCUCCAGGCACCUGCCUUGCAAUGUACUGGUCCGCGAGUGCGUGCCGCAGGUGGAGAUGCUGAACCGCUUCACCUCCGUCUUCGUGUCACAUGUCGGGUUUAACAGCCUCCAGGAGAGCCUCAUGGCAGGUGUGCCCAUCGUGGCCAUCCCGCAAGCUGUGGACCAGCCUGGAAACGCCCGCAAGGUGCAAGAGCGUGGCUGGGGCCAAGCCUUCUUCAAGCCCAUGAAGACAUGCACAGCAGCGAAUUUAGUGGAAGCCCUGCGCCUGGUGAGUGGUGGGGCCAGUUACCGGCAGGCGGUGCAGCGCGCCAGAGCCGAGCUUGCGGGAGGCGCACCGCGACUAGCCGAGCGGCUGGUGGCGAUGGCGAAGGAGACGGAUCAGAAGCGCGCAGACGGUAGGGCCAGUAGGGCCAGUAGGGCCGGUGGGGUUGGGGGUUUGGGUUUGUGGUUUCGGCUCUGGCUUUGCGUUUCUGGCAGGGUCUAG